AUGCCUGAGAGCAAGAUCCCCCAGCCGGGUCCUGCCAAACUCAAGCGCAAUGCAGGUCCUGACGAAUGGCUGGAGGCAGCGAAGGACUGCAAGUAUCUCUCAGAGCCACACAUGAAGCAGCUGUGUGAGAUCGUCAAGGAAUAUAUGAUGGAAGAGUCGAAUAUUCAACCCGUCUCCACUCCCGUCACCGUCUGUGGUGAUAUUCACGGUCAAUUUUACGAUCUCUUGGAGCUGUUUCGUGUUUCAGGUGGCAUGCCGGAUGGAACCGAGCUCGACUCCCCAAAGACCUCCCCCUCUGUGAUUACCUCCACCGAUAUCGAACCCCCCUCCAGCAUCUCAGACCCCAAAAUUCGCAAGAAGCUUCGCGGCCCCAGCACGAACCCCAACGAUGAGGAUGAGGACGCAGAGUCAGCCGCCCGGAGCCGGUCAGGUAGCGGUACCUCCGAGGAUCUCCAGAUCAACCGCAAUUUUGUCUUCCUUGGCGAUUAUGUGGACCGUGGAUACUUCAGUUUGGAGACAUUAACACUCUUGCUCUGUCUCAAGGCCAAAUACCCCGAUCGCGUCACCUUGGUACGUGGUAACCACGAGUCACGUCAAAUUACUCAAGUCUAUGGGUUCUACGAGGAAUGCUUCCAAAAGUAUGGAAGCGCGUCGGUGUGGAAGGCAUGCUGCCAGGUCUUCGAUUUCAUGACAUUGGGGGCGAUUAUUGAUGGCAAGGUGCUCUGUGUUCAUGGUGGUCUGAGCCCCGAGAUCCGCACACUGGACCAAGUCCGCGUGGUCGCCCGUGCACAGGAGAUCCCUCACGAGGGAGCCUUCUGUGAUCUUGUUUGGUCCGAUCCUGAUGAUGUCGAGACAUGGGCCGUCAGCCCUCGUGGCGCAGGUAAGAGAAGUCCAAAAUCGUAUAACAUGUACCAUGCUAACACGAACGACACAGGAUGGCUAUUCGGAGACCGGGUGGCUGAUGAGUUCUGCCAUGUCAACGACCUUUCCUUGAUUGCCCGCGCCCACCAACUGGUCAACGAGGGCUACAAAUACCAUUUCAACAACCAAAAUGUCGUCACCGUUUGGAGUGCGCCAAACUACUGCUACCGCUGCGGUAACCUGGCCUCCGUGUGUGAGAUUGGCGACGACCUAAAGCCUACCUUUAAGCUGUUCAGCGCAGUCAGCGAUGACCAACGACACGUUCCAACCUCGCGACCAGGCCGGAGCGAAUACUUCUUGUAA
Penicillium olsonii is the source of this 1224-nucleotide messenger RNA. Lineage: Eukaryota; Fungi; Ascomycota; Eurotiomycetes; Eurotiales; Aspergillaceae. The record is from the annotation of a GenBank genome assembly.